AUGAGAUUCGGUUCGUUGGCUCGUCAACUCGUGAACAACAAAGAUUCAAUCGCCAUCGGCACAAACGAAAUUCACACGCGAAAACGAGCGCUAUUCUAUAGCAUGCAACGAAAGUUGAGCACUGACACGCAUAUGCACGACUGUGUCCGGUCGCCGAUGAUGCCAGCGAACGACGACGGCGAUGACCAGAAACACGAGGAGCAGGAGUAA
Messenger RNA from Soboliphyme baturini, 210 nucleotides. The record is from the annotation of a GenBank genome assembly. NCBI's taxonomy places the organism in Eukaryota, Metazoa, Nematoda, Enoplea, Dioctophymatida, Soboliphymatidae.